AUGGAGGGUGUUAGUGUAGAAAGCUGGUUGCACCGUCCGCCUCCCGCUGCCCAGAAUUGGGGUAGAGAUUCAGUACAAGCAGCGUGUAGGGGCGCGGCUCGCCACACGGUUAGACGCGACUCAGCUCUUCCUGACAACGACACUUAUUUUGUAGAAUCAGUUCCCAAUUUUAAAAAAUUCAAACACCUGCUGAGCUUUCAAGAAGCUGUGACGAUGCAGACUGCCUACCACUCCUUUGCCAGCGUGUGCAUCAAAGAUGCCGCCAGAAUGACUGAAGAUGGAAAUUAUAAAGAUAUCAAAUACAAUUUAUUGCAGUUUAAAAAAACAUAGAUUCUUACAUAAACUCUCGCGCUACACUUUCAUCUCAAUUAAUAUUUUCAUAAUUAUACGUAUACUUAAAGGUAAACAAUCUUAGUGUGUCUUUUAAAUUGAAUGUUAGUAAAACAAACCAUUAUCUUACUCUUCUUGUAGUUCAUUUGUUUAAUUAUUUAUGACAUGUACUGAAUAUGGAUCAAGUUAUCUGAAAUAAAUGAAUUUAAUUAAUUAAUUAAUAAUAAUGUUAUUAAACAGAUACACUAAAAUUGUUAACCUUUUAUGACAAGUCUAAAGAAAUGCAGGAGGUAUAACAAUAAUAGAUUUCAAAUUUCACUAAUUAGUUUCGUUAAUUAGGUAUAUUUAGUUACAUCAAAGUUAACUACAGUUUAUGUUUGCAACAUCGUUGCCAAAAUAUCCGUGCUCCAUAGAAGCUCUGAAGAACUUGAAGAAGAUAUUGGUGGCACAUUCGUGAUCUACCCUGUAGAUCCGGGCUUUUGUAGUUUUGUUCCUCAUCAGAAGCUCGUCUCUACAGGUAUCUCACGGCUGGGAGACCUCGCUACUAACUACUGUGUGAAAACCGAGAAAAAAUACUAUGAAGAUCAUUGCAAGAUGAAAACGUGAAGACCAUGCUUUGUUUUUGUUUUCAUGUUUAACUGUUUUAGGUAUAUCCUACAUACUUACUUAUCGAAUUGUCCAACUUAAAACCACAUGUUAGUUUAAAGUGAAAAGUAGAAAUUCAACAAUUUCAAAACCUGAACACAUAGUAUGUAUGUUUCGUAAAUUCAUUUUCAUAUUCAUAUUUUUUUGACACGCUAACCUUCAAAUAACAGUAUUUCAUGAAACUAUUUUAUAUUCCGAUUAAAAUUCAACUGAAAUUCUGACAUGAAAUACAGCGACCGGAAAACAAUAAAGUGUCAUUCAAUUUAUGUCAUAAAACUUCGAACACCAGCGCCAUGUCCGCUGAAAAUUCAGGAAAAACCGGAGCUAUGUCAUCGUAUAUUCAUGAAAAAAUCAAAGCUCACGAAACUUUUCAGUAUUUUGGUUGAAUAGGUAAAUUUUAUUAAAUAUUUAUUAUUCAUUUAAUGACUUAAUAGAAUGAUCUUACUUAUUUUCUUUCAGCAGGGAAAUUCUCAUUUUAUAUUCUCAAUAGGCAUUGAAAAAAUAU
This is a messenger RNA of Plutella xylostella (diamondback moth), 1480 nucleotides long. RefSeq lists its product as uncharacterized. Lineage: Eukaryota; Metazoa; Arthropoda; Insecta; Lepidoptera; Plutellidae. The record is from RefSeq and is a predicted model, not a curated record.